Messenger RNA from Diospyros lotus (date-plum), 998 nucleotides. RefSeq names its product protein OXIDATIVE STRESS 3-like. NCBI's taxonomy places the organism in Eukaryota, Viridiplantae, Streptophyta, Magnoliopsida, Ericales, Ebenaceae. Bases 217 to 852 code for a protein of 211 amino acids. The record is from RefSeq and is a predicted model, not a curated record. The transcript has 2 exons.
UCCAUGUUUCCGUCUGUAAUGGGGAAUUGAUUUCUCCUAAAGACACCCUAGCUAGCUAGCUAGAACCCAAUCCACAAGCAAGCAAUUAUAUAUAUAUAUAUGUUCCCUGUUAAUGGUCCCAAGUUCAUGUGUGUGAGAUAAAUAGGGAACUCUUUUGAGAUAAAGGUUAUCACAACCAUCCUGCUCCAGGUCUUCUUUUCUCUGUGUUUGUAAUCAAUGGGGGAAGGCAAGAGAGAAAUGCACAGAAGCCCAUGCUUGCCAUAUGCAGGUGGGGAUGGGAAAGAAGGAGAUGAUCGGUGCUGGGAGAUGGUGAUGGAUGAAGAAGAAGGAGGAGGAGGAGGAGGAGAAGAUGAAACCUGCUGCAAUCCAACGUCUUCUGCUUCAUCCUUGGGAGAAGACUCAGCAGCAUCUUCAUCAAUAUCAGACAUGGUGGAUGAUGCUUCUUCUUCAUCGACUUCAUACUCGUCGCCGUCCUCAAAUGGAUCGGCCUUGUAUGAUUUAUCAGAUCUCAUGGCUCAGCUACCCAUCAAGAGGGGGCUGUCUAAGUUCUACCAGGGAAAGUCUCAAUCGUACACAUCACUGUGGAGUGUGAGGAGCAUGGAAGAUCUUGCGAAGAAAGAAAGGCCUUAUAACAGUUACAGAUCAAUUAGGAAAAUGAAGGAAUCGAAGAGCUAUGGAGGAGGCUUAGACUCCUACAAACUGUGCACUCUUCCCAAGCCAACUAUCUCGAAGAAGCCUCAUUCAAGAACUAUUUCUUCUCCUUCUUCUGCUUCUUUUCCCACCAGAAGAGCCUCUUUGUUGAGCGGCUCCACCAGGCCCCCCCCUCUAUUUCCACCACAAAAAAACUUGUGAUCUUUACUCCUGUAGAAGAUGAUCAGUUGAGAGAACAAAUUAAUUUGUUGAGUUGACUUGAGAGAGAGAGAGAGAGAGAUGUACAGAAGAAAUGUUUUGAUUUUAUCUUGAAUAUAUAUAGAUAUAUGGAUCUUGAUCUUUUUGCU